Ostrinia furnacalis (Asian corn borer) is the source of this 1448-nucleotide messenger RNA. RefSeq names its product CAD protein-like. Gene Ontology annotation, biological process: purine nucleobase catabolic process. Gene Ontology annotation, molecular function: allantoinase activity. The record is from RefSeq and is a predicted model, not a curated record. Gene Ontology annotation, cellular component: cytoplasm. The transcript has a single exon. The coding region runs from base 717 to 1397 and encodes 226 amino acids. NCBI's taxonomy places the organism in Eukaryota, Metazoa, Arthropoda, Insecta, Lepidoptera, Crambidae.
GGAUAAUGAUUUGAAAGUCAUUGAAUGUAACGUCAGAGUAUCUAGAUCUUUUCCAUUUGUAUCAAAAAUUCUCGACCAUGAUUUUGUUGCUAUGGCCACAAAAAUAAUACUGGGCAUACCUGUAGAACCAGUAAAUGUAAUGACUGGUUGUGGCAAAGUAGGGGUUAAAGUUCCCCAGUUUUCCUUCUCGAGAUUAGCAGGCGCUGAUGUAACACUAGGCGUGGAAAUGGCAUCAACAGGAGAAGUGGCAUGUUUCGGAGAAAACCGUUACGAAGCUUACUUAAAAUCAUUGAUGAUCACUGGUUUUAGAAUUCCCAAAAAGCAAUUUUACUGUCUGUGGGCACGUUUGAGCAUAAAAUGGAAUUACUACCGAGUGUCCAAGUACUUUAAAGAAUGGGAUAUAAACUGUAUGCAAGUAUGGGCACCGGUGAUUUUUACACCGAACAUGGUAUUGAGGUUGAAAGUGUACAGUGGACUUUUGAUCAUAUCGGUGACGUAGACUAUGCUAGAGCAGACGGAGAACUGAUGCAUCUAGCUGAUUUCAUGGCUCGUCGUCAACUGGAUCUGGUUAUCAAUUUGCCUAUGCGUGGAGGGGCAUGGCGUAUGUCUUCAUUCAGUAUCCAUGGUUAUCGCACCCGGCGUUUUGCCGUUGAUUAUGCUGUGCCUCUAGUAACUGAUGUAAAGUGCGCAAAGCUCCUAGUGCAGGCAAUGGCGCAAUGUGGAGGUGCUCCACCAAUGCGGCGGAGACCCGCUGCCAGCCCGGCAGACUCACCGGACUGGUCAUAGCGACGGCUAAGGGUGUCUCGGCCGCAGCGGGGGGAAUGAGACACAACGACGGACGGUUGAUAUUCCCAGUAUACGUAAUAGAAAAAGUUGAAAAAGAACAAAGUCAAAUAAAUACGGUGUUAGAGAUAUGUGGUGAAAUAAAUCGUUUAAGUGAUAUUGAGAUUGAGCCUGAAAAUCCAAGAAAAUUAAAUGUUCAUUUUAACGAUGUCAAUGGCAGAAACAUUACACUACCAUUACUCUUAGUGCAGGCAAUGGCGCAAUGUGGAGGUGCUCCACCAAUGAAAACACACACUGACUGUAUGACAUCUAGAAACGUAAUAAAACUUCCUCGUUUUAUUGAUGUCCACGUUCAUGCUCGCGAACCCGGCGCUACCUACAAUGAAGAUUUUAACUCCUUCACUGCAGCUGCUCUUGCUGGUGGCAUCACAAUAAUAUGUGCAAUGCCGAACACGAACCCACCUGUGAUUGACCGGGCUGCUUACAAAUACGCCUCAACACUCGCCAGAGUUAGUGCUCGAUGUGAUUAUGCUCUGUUUGUUGGAGCAUCAUCUACAAUCUGUGAUACAGCUGCAGAAAUUGCACCACAAGCAGCAGCAUUAAAAUGUAUUUGAACGAAGCAUUGUCACUACUUUAAAAUUAGAUGACUCGAUGACUGUUUGGCA